Solanum tuberosum (potato) is the source of this 1487-nucleotide messenger RNA. Its product is annotated as N-(5'-phosphoribosyl)anthranilate isomerase 1, chloroplastic-like. Gene Ontology annotation, molecular function: phosphoribosylanthranilate isomerase activity. The record is from RefSeq and is a predicted model, not a curated record. The transcript has 6 exons. Lineage: Eukaryota; Viridiplantae; Streptophyta; Magnoliopsida; Solanales; Solanaceae. Gene Ontology annotation, biological process: L-tryptophan biosynthetic process. The coding region runs from base 471 to 1280 and encodes 269 amino acids.
GAUUUAAAUAAUUCCAAUCACAAAUUAGCCUAUAUAGAGAUCGAAGGGACUGAAUACGGUGGCUCUCACCGUCAGUCAGCUACGCCGUACGCCGUACGCCGUUCUCCAUUUCCAUCUCCAUCUCCAUCCCCAUUACCGGUGAAAAUCAGUCCAACUACCAUCGGUUCAUUCCUCUGUAACCAAAGAACCCAUCUCCUUGUGGUUCGCGUUUUAUCGGGUUUCCGUUUGUAACUCCGGCUCGAUUUUUGAACUCCGUUUGAGAUUUUUGUUUAGGUUGCCCUGCUUUGACUCGACGCAGAGUUGAAUAUAUUGGAAUUGGCUAUCAAAGGUAUUAUUUGUGAGGAAAACAAAAAGGAGCAACCAAUGGUCUAUCAAUUAAUGCUGUUUUGUACAUGGAAUUUAAUUAUUCUCAAAUCCAGACCGAACGUUUUAUAAGCUUAUGCUGAUCAUUUUUAUCUGUGGUGUUCAACAUGGGAGCUCAGCUUCAACUAAGAGUAAUAGGCAUUCCCAGAAAUCAAGGUCUAUUCGAUGUAAAAGUAUACACUACAAAUAGAGCACGACUGAGGACUUCCUCCAGGAACAGAUUUAUGUGCACCUUAAAUCAGUCAGCACGGGUCUCGGCUCAAGCAGAGCAAAGAGAAAGUAGGACUUUAGUCAAAAUGUGUGGAAUUACAUCAGCUAGAGAUGCUGCUCUUGCAGCAGAAGCUGGAGCCAAUUUUAUUGGUAUGAUCAUAUGGCCUAACUCAAAACGUUCCGUUUCACUUUCUACUGCAAAGGAAAUCUCGAAGGUUGCACGGGAAUAUGGAGCUCAGCCAGUUGGUGUGUUUGUAGAUGAUAAUGCUGACACAAUACUAAGGGCCUCAGAUGCAGCAGACCUUGAAUUGGUGCAGCUUCAUGGAAAUGGUUCUCGAGAUGUUUUUCCAGUUCUAGUCGGAGAGAAGCGUUUAGUAUAUGUUCUUCAUGCAAAUGAAGCGGGAGGCCUUUUGAACUCUGUUUCAGAUGAGGAGUCUUCUCUGGUUGAUUGGAUUCUAGUGGACAGUGCCAAAGGUGGCAGUGGCAAAGGGUUUAAUUGGGCUCAGUUUAAGCUACCAUCAAUUAGAAGCAAACAUGGAUGGCUCUUGGCUGGAGGAAUUAACCCGGAGAAUGUUUGUGAAGCUCUUUCUGCUCUUAAACCCAAUGGAGUGGAUGUCAGUAGUGGCAUAUGCGGACAGGAUGGCAUCCAAAAGGAUGAGUCCCGGAUACUAUCAUUCAUGAAUGAAGUGAAAUCUUUACGCCUUUAGUUAAAUACUGAAUAAUGGCAAAUUCCCUAGUGCAUGCAGAUUGUUAAAUCAACUGCAAUGUUAGUGCUGAUCCUCUUGUAAUUUCUCAGCUGAUUAGUGUAGGCCAGGACUUGUAUCUCAUGAGAGAUGCAUCAAGUUUGUAUUUGAAAAUCAAGUAACAUUACAUACUUUCGUUUUGCAAUGGAAUCAAAGUAUUUUGUCAUGUCA